Molecule: messenger RNA, 7064 nt
Organism: Leucoraja erinaceus (little skate)
Lineage: Eukaryota; Metazoa; Chordata; Chondrichthyes; Rajiformes; Rajidae
Exons: 5
Coding region: 2815-3651 (278 amino acids)
Biological process (GO): regulation of DNA-templated transcription
Molecular function (GO): sequence-specific DNA binding; DNA-binding transcription factor activity
Source: RefSeq, a predicted model, not a curated record
CAGUUCUUUUCAAUAUACACAAUUGGAUGUUAAAUUUUGCAGUGCUGCAAAUUUCUCCACUUCUGAGCAUCUGGUAGGAGACAGAAACAUAAAUGUUUAUUCCCAUUUCAACCUCAACCACACGGAUUUAGUUCUGUUCUAAUGUUGCAUUAUAACUGCAAAGGCUGAUUUCAGUUAAUAUAUAGAUAUUCCAAUGCCUCGCACAUUAUUUUGUUACUCGGGUUUAAAUAGGAAAAUUACUCCUGGAACGCGCUGAACAGAUGGGGCCUGCAGAAUACUAUUCUCCACUACGACCUUCAUGUUCUUCCAGCAUAUUGACUGGUUGCAUCAAGGGCCUGGUUUAGCAAAUUGAAAGCUCAGGAACGAAGGAGAUUAUAAAAAGUGGUGAACACAUGGGUACUCCACUCUACACCAUCGAAUGGAUCUAUAAGAGGAGAUAUCUAAAAAAAAAACAGUCUAAAGCAUCGAGGACCCACACCACCCUGGCCAGGCUCUCAAUUCAUUCCAGUCAUCAGGAAGAAGAUAUAGGAGUUCAGGUUCAGGAACAGCUUCUUCCCAAUAACCGUCAGGCUAUUGAACACUACGAACUUCACGCAAAGUCAAAACAACAAACUGCCUAGGCUGUAAGAGGAACUUUGGGCUCUGCUUUGUUUUUGUGCUAUAUAGGGUUUUUUUAUUUAUUGAACUUCUUUCUUUCUUUUCUUUUUUUGUUUAUUUUAUUAUCAAUUGAGUACUGCAUUUACAAACCUGUUUUCUGCUACUGCAAGUAAAAAUGCCAUUGUUCCAUUUCGGGACAUAUGACAAUAAAUCACUCUUUAAUCUCUUGACUCUAGCUUGUCCUCUCAUGCUCCCUGCUCAUUCUCCCUGUCAUGAUGUACUACAUUGGUAAAAGUUACUAAUGCAUCCAAGUCCGGGAACAUAUAGCGUGUGUCCAUGCAGGAAAGCAAUACAUUUUCAGCAAUUGCUAUGGUAGGUUUCUGUAGAUUUCUGCACAUCAUGCCAACAUUUGAAAGCAGCAAAUGCAAGAAGAAAGAAAUAGCCCAGCAACCUACUCAUAAAUAGCUGAUGAUCUCUGCAGGUGAUCCUAAUUAGGGAUCUUACUCACAGUUGAAGCCAUGUUCAACUACGUCUGUUAAGACAUGAUGUUAGCAGGCAGUGUUGGAGUCAAAUCAGCAUUGUAUGCUAGUUGACAUGAGCAUCUGUAUAUUCAUACUUCCAUUAGUUGUGCAGCACACACUAAAACACUCAACAAUGUGCCAUUUUUGCCAACCCAAAGAAAAGCCUGAAUAGAAUCCAAUUUUACCCUAUCUCAUUCUUAAGUCUCAGCUGGAGCUUUUUUUUUUUGCUGUAACCCUGACUAUGAAGCCACUGGGAAAUCUUUCCAAUCUGCAGUUUUUUCAGAAGCAGGUGUGUGCCAUUUAAUGGACUUUCCUUUAUAUAUUGCCAAGAAAGAUCAAUAAAAGAAACAAAAGAGAGAAAGAACACCUCAGUGUAGUAUUUACUUCAAAAUAUUACCGACACCUCCAGCUUCUCCCUCCAACCGCUAUGCACAUAUCGUCGCAACCCUUCCUUAGGAAUACAUAAACACCAAUCUUUGUCCUGUGACGAUUGCUUUAUAAUAGAAAUGUCGGCUUUACUAAAAAGGUUUGACACAGGACUCUUACAUGUUGCAGUCACAUUGAAUUAAAAGAUAGUUAUAAAGAAAUAAUAUAUUUUGAAAUACUUAGGUGCAGGCUUGAAUGGCCAAAUGGCCUCCUCCUGCACCUAUUUUCUAUGUUUCCUAUUUUCUAAGUCACAAGGUUUCAAAUGUAUAAUUUACUAGAACAUACAACAAACAGUGCAGCACAGGCCCUUCGGCCCACAAUGUCUAUCGAACACGAUUCCAGGUUAAACUAAUUUCCCGUGCCUGCACGUGAUCCAUAUCCCUCCAUCUCCUCCAUACCAAAUUGCCAAUCUAAAAAGCUUUUAAAAGCUACCAUCAUAUCUACCCCACCACCUCACCUGGCAGCGUUCCAGGCAUCCACCACUCUGUGUUAAAACUUGCCCUGCACAUCUCCUUUAAACUUUGCUGUGACUUGAACCCGAAGAAGCCUCUGUACAUUAACUGCAUACUUUUCCAAUCAAUGUCCCAAACUGCAACACCUCAUAUUUGCUCGGAUAAAACUCCCUCUGCCAUUUCUCUGCUCAUUUCUGUAGUUGAUAUAUAUCCUGCUAUAUACUUUGACAGUGCUCCUCGCUGUCCCCAAUCCCACCAAUUUUGGUGUCCUCCGCAAAUUUACUAACCAACAUAUAUAUUUAUAUCCAAUUUGUUCAUAUAUAUCAUAAUUUGUUCAUAUAUAUAUCACAAACAAAGGUCACUGAGGAACCUGAUGGUGGUGGGUAAAAGGAAUAAGCUGCAAGAGGAGAUAGUUAAGUCAGGUCACAAUAACAUUUAAAAGACACUUGGACAGUUAUAUGGAUAGGAAAGGUUUAGAAGGAUAUGGGCCAAAUGCGAGGGAAGUAGGACUAGCUUCCAUGGGGUAUCUUGGUAGUUGGCAUGGACGAGUUGGGCUGAAGGGCCUGUUUCGCUACUGUAUGUAUGAAUGAAAGUACAUUUCAGAAGAUAAAAUGAAGUACUUUGUUAAGAUAUGAAUUAAAACGGCAACUGCCCUUGCAAACUGGACUUUCACGCAACGUUGUGCAGCAUCCUUACGGUUACCCGGACUCCAAUUGAGUGGCCGUCCCUCGCGUUGCGGUCGAGGAUGCGGAGCCGCCACCAAGCGGCCAUUCCCUCCCGCGGCGGUGCUGCCCAUCGUCAGUGAGAUUACGGGAAAUAUGUCGUCCACCGAAAGUAAAUCCGAUUCCAACCCGCGCAAAGUGCCGGCGGCGCGGUUCUUCGCCAGGCUGUCGACGCUGAUGGAGAAGCCCGAGGUGCGAGGCUUCAGUUGGGAUGAGAAAGGAAAGGCAGUUCUUGUGAAUGCAAAGGUUUAUGAAGAAGAAAUCAAAAUGUAUGGGGAACUACUGCCUGAGCUGAGGAACUAUCAGAGUAUGUCCAUGCUUCACAGCUUACUAUGUACCUAUGGAUUUAAAAAGAAGAUGGCAAAGGCCAGUGCAGAAGUCCACAUUUUCCAGCAUCCAGAUUUCACAAAAGAACACUCAUACAAAGAUCUUGAGAGUGAAAGCAGUAAACCUGAUACUUCAACAGUUACUUUACAGCAGAAGAGAGCCCAUAAGAAAAAGCGACGCAAUGACGGGGUGGUGCUGCUAAAUAGUACAGCAAUCUCUCCAAAAACAUCCACAGUAUCUCUGGAAAAUAACAGCAAAAUAUUAUCUGCAGGAAAACAACGGCGGAUGUUAUACCAAUACAUCAAUUUUGAUAAUCCAGAAUUUAACAUAAUUACUGCUGCUGAGAGUGAUAAAGAACAGAGCAUCCAGGAAAAUGUUAGUGAGAGCAAAGCAAAAGUACCCAUUCCGAACCAUCAAACAGCGCGACCAACAGAUCAUGAAAGCAAAGAGGAUUCCCUUUUACGAACGUCACCAAGUUUGUCUUUAGGUACUCCAGAAAAGUCGGAGCCCAAUAAAUCAUCACAAGUCUCUCUGGAUAUAAAUAAGAUGCUUAGUAUUUGUGCAGCUCCUCUAGUACCUCCACUUUCUCCACAGCCAAAAUGUUAAUUUGUGAGAAAAUUUAAAAUCACCUGCAAGUCCCACUUUUUAAACUCUUAAUUUGUAAAAUUAUCUUGGUGAUCAAAUCUGCAGCAAUAACAGAGUUGGAGGUGUAUGAACAAACACAUUUUUGUGUGUUAUUAAAUGGACAGUAAAGUUUUGAAGCACAAUAAAUGGAUUUGUUUAUCAAAAUGUGUGAACAGAAAAUAAAUAAUGUUGUACAAUAAUUAUGCCUUUAACAAUUUAUAGCUUCACUUAAAAGUAUAUCAGAUUUUAAAGGAAUAACCAUAAGUUACUCAGCCCCCUUGAACCUGUUCUGCCAUUAGAUUACAUUUUGAUUACGAGCUUCAUAUUUAAUUAAUAGUCUUGUAUUCAUAUAACCCUUAAUUUUUUUUACAAAGAGAAGGGAGGGUGAUACUACUGCCCGAGGGAGACAAUUAGAGAUACAGCUUGGAUUAUUUAUUUGAUGCACUUUAUUUCAAAAACACAUCUAUAACAUUUCUAACAUUUUGAAGCCUUUCCAAUAGUUCACCAAAACAAACUGUUAAAUCUAACCCUCACAAUCAUUUCAUUGUGUGGAAUUACUAAACUACCCAAUGCCUAUUCUCAGGACAUAUGACCUAAAGGGCAUUGUUGCGAGAUGAAAGCUCAAGAAGCUAAAUAGUCAAUGACAAGGAAGUUGAGACAUUCUUGUAAAAAUCCAGGCCAAUGUACAUAUGAAUAGGUUAGGGUGAUCUUGUGGCACAGCGGUAGAGUUGCUGCCUUACAGCGAAUGCAGCGCCAGAGACCUGGGUUCAAUCCCGACUACGAAUGCUGUCUGUACGGAGUUUGUACGUUCUUCACGUGACCUGCGUGGGUUUUCGCCGAUAUCUUUGGUUUCCUCCCACACUCCAAAGUGGUACAGGUUUGUAGUUUAAUUGGCUUCGUAAAUGUAAAAAUUGUCCCUAGUGGGUGUAGGAUAGUGUUAAUGUGGGGGGGGUCACUGGUCGGCGCAGACCCGGUGGGCCGAAGGGCCACUUUCUGCGCUGUAUCUGUAAAAUUAAAAUUGUUGUCACUAACUCCAAUCUCUCUCACAUUGCUUUAGGUUAAUGAAUUUAUUAUUAAUUAAUUUUGAAUAUUCAUGUUCGUGAGAUUUAAAAAUGAAUUCAAUACACGUUGCAGGCAUUGCAAGCAUUUAUUGUUCAUUGUUAACAGCACCCAGACUGAAGAGGAGUUAGAAGCCAUCCAUAUCUUGUGUUAUUUGAACAUCGUCUUAUCAAUGUUCCAGGAUACUGGCUGCUAGACUGAUAACUUAGCCACUAUAUUAUUAUUUUAUUUAAGUGAUAAAUAUUAGAAAUUUCAGCCACUGAGAAAGAAAUGAACAAACAUUCCUUUCAGAAAGCAUGUUGGUGGACACAUGUCCACAAGGAAGUUUUACACAGGCACAAACCAUAAUAAUGAGGUAGAUUUGCAAACAUAGAUAUUGCAUGAAAAUUUCAUCCAGACUUAAAAAAAUAAAAGUCAUAAACUUCAAAUGUCAUAAACUUCAUGCAAUUUAAGUGGGACACUUGCUUUAAAGAUCUAGUUAACAUUGCCAACUAAAGAAAUUCAGAAUAUAUUUCAAUGAGGUGGUAAAUUCAAUGUUAAUGCUUUUUUCUCUCUUCUCACCAAAGUUGCUCACUGACAUUGAAGCAGUGCCCAAACAGCUACUAAGUAGAAGCCCACAACUAAUCUUAACAAUAAUACAAAGUCGAAAAACAUGCAGCAGCUUCCUGACCUGCUGAAUAUUACCAGCAACUGCAGUAUUUUGCUUAUGAGCUUGUCUGUUGGGAUCAGAGGGUGUAACUGGCAAGUCUCAGCUCACACACAUACACCUUCCAGCUGAUAGCAAAGUAGCAAAACACUCCAGUGACUAACAGGCUUGAUUGCAACACCCAGUUUAUAUCGAGAGCCAAGUUACUCAUAUUAAUCAACCAACGACAAAUGUUUCUUUAAAAAAAAUACUAAAGGGAAAUUUCAAGGACAGAAUCAUUAACAAAAUUUGGUAAAUGUGGAAGGCAAAGAUAGACACAAAAAGCUGGAGUAACUCAGCUGGAUAGGUAGCAUCAAUGGAGAGACGGAAUGGGUGACAUUUCGGGUCAAGACUUCUUCAGACUAGUCAGGGGAGAGGGAAACAAGAGAUAGAGACGAGUAUAUAGAGAGAUAAAAAACAAUGAAUUAAAGAUAUGCAAAAAAGUAAUGAUGAUAAAGGAUCAGGCCAUUGUUAGCUGUUUGAUGGGUGAAAACGAGAAGCUAGUGGGAUUUGGAUGGGGGAAGGCUGGAGUUACUUGAAAUUAGAGAAAUCAAAACUCAUACCACUGGGCUGUAAGCUGCCCAAGUGAAAUAUAGAAGGCAAAUGGGUAAAAAUUCAGUCAGGGGUUUUAAAGGAACACAUUGAAAAGGUAGAGAAGCAAACAGGUUGGAAGAGGAAUCCCAAAGGAGAAUACAGGUACUUGCAUUCAGGUGAGAUGAAUUAGCUAUGUCUGCACCAGUGCAGACAUCAAGCAUUUCAAAACAAGAAGAAUUUUAUAAUCAAGGCACUGCUUAAUUUGGAUUAAUAUGCAUAAGUCAUAGGUGCACAAGUGUUAGUGUCCAGAGAUUUAAAUAUCCUCAAGUUUACAAUGGGUAGGAUCAGUAAGUCAAAGUAAGUCAAGUCAUCAGUAAGCCAAGUAAGUUUCUUGGAGAUCGUCCACAGAUAACAAAAAUAUAUAUUUGAGUAUUUCAAAAAAUAAAAUAUGGAAGAAAUAAAAUAAGAUUUAGUUUUCAUUUUUAGUUUUGGAGAUACAGCAUGGGAAUAGGCCCUUCGGUCCACUGUCUGCACUGAUUAACCAUCACCUGUACAUUAGUUCUAUCCUACACAAUAGGGACAAUUUACAGCAGCCAAUUAACGUACAAACCUGGAUGUCUUUAGGAUGCGAGGGGAAACCGGAGCACCCGGAGAAAACCCAUGCGGUCACAGAGAUAACGUGCAAACUCCACAUAGACAGCACCCAUGGUCAGGAUCAAACCCAGGUCUCUGCAAGGCUGCAACUCUACUGCUGCAUUACUGCGCUGCCCAUAAUGUUGCAGGGUAUAUUUUGGUUGCAUGGUUUAAAGCUCAUCCUGGCCCUCAUUAUGACAGGAAUAAACGUUGAUAAAGUUGGUAGCGAAGGAAAGGAGUUAAUAUGGAUUGUAGAUAUUAGCCAAUUUCAAGGAAAUUUCUUCUGAUCCAAUACUGAUGUGCCAAAGGUAGUUUGACAAAUUAGAUUAGACGGUGACAGGAUCAGCUGGGUAUGGCUGCAUACUCGUGGUAACUAAUGUCAUAUUUCCACAGCUGAAUCAAAAUUAAAGGUCACACCAAAACUACAAUGUUGCAAAUUUAUAAAUUAGCAACAGAACAGAAUUUGACGAUAAAGUAUUAAAUU